This is a messenger RNA of Gryllus bimaculatus (two-spotted cricket), 363 nucleotides long. Lineage: Eukaryota; Metazoa; Arthropoda; Insecta; Orthoptera; Gryllidae. The record is from the annotation of a GenBank genome assembly.
GCGCUGGUGCCGGCGGGCAGCCCGCACGGGUCGCUGUCGGCCGAGGAGGCGCCGUCGCCCGCGCCGCUGGGGUCCGCGACGGCGCCGGGGCCCGUGCUGGCCCGCGCGCGCGCCCUCGUGGACUACACGCCCAGCCCCUACGACAAGGACGCGCUGCGCCUACGGAAGGGCGACGUGGUGGAGGUGCUGGCGAUGCCGCCGAGCGGGCUGUGGCGCGGCGCCGUGGGCGGGCGCAUGGGCGUCUUCAAGUUCAUCAACGUGGAGCUGCUGGAGGAGCGGCGCCGCGGCCGCCCGCCGCACGCGCGCGCCCUGCGCGGCCAGCCCGCCUCCGUGGAGGAGCUGCUGCAGCGCAUCAGCCUAGAG